AUGGAAAACAAUAUUACAGCUAAACAAUGGUUUGAUUAUGCUAAACAACUUUAUGAAAAGGACUUUGGGGUGGAAUCGCCUCUAAUUUUUAACAUUAAUACAAAUCUUUGUACAAAGCAGGAAAUUGAAAUGGGUAUAAAAAAGUUAGGUGUUGGAAAAGUAAAAGACUUGGUUGAUCUUCAAGCGGAAUAUUUGAAGUGGGCUUUGAAAUCUUUGGCGCCACACACUAUGAAAAAUUUUAACAACAUCAUACAACAGGGAUUUCCCAAAGAUUGGACUACUAGUCUUGUCAUUCCUCUUUUUAAGAGCAGGGAUGUCAAUAAUCCCUCUAAUUACAGAACCAUUAUGAUUAACCCUUUAUUUGCAAAGUUUUUUGGCAGCAUGACAGAGAAUAGAAUUAGCAAGUGGUUGGAAGAGAUUGGUAAGCGUGUAAAAGGGCAAGCUUGUUUUAGACCUAAGCAUUCCAUAGUUGAUCAUGGUAUCACUUUGAGACAUUUAAUUGAAAAGGGAUGGGAAGAGAAAGAAGAGAUCUUUUGUUGUUUUGUUGAUUUCAGAAAGGCUUUUGACAUGGUUCCUAGCAUUCAAACUUUGGAACAGAAUGGAAGAACUUUGGAAUCCCAUCUUAUAAUGGUUGUCCAUGGGCUUUAUGAGGAGGUUAAAGUCAAAAUCGGAACCUCAGAUGGUCUCUCUGAAAGCUUCAUAAGCAAUAUUGGGGUCAAAUAA
Messenger RNA from Cryptomeria japonica (Japanese cedar), 723 nucleotides. RefSeq lists its product as uncharacterized. The record is from RefSeq and is a predicted model, not a curated record. NCBI's taxonomy places the organism in Eukaryota, Viridiplantae, Streptophyta, Pinopsida, Cupressales, Cupressaceae. The transcript has a single exon. Bases 1 to 723 code for a protein of 240 amino acids.